Molecule: messenger RNA, 1135 nt
Organism: Doryrhamphus excisus (bluestripe pipefish)
Lineage: Eukaryota; Metazoa; Chordata; Actinopteri; Syngnathiformes; Syngnathidae
Source: RefSeq, a predicted model, not a curated record
ACAACGGCGCCUUUGUGCGCUGUAAUGGCUGCGUGAAGCCUUGAGUGAUACAAAAAAGAGGAAAACAUGCGCUUCUGUGUGCGCCAAUGAUGCAGUGUCAGUGUGACACUUCCGCACAGCCGGGUCAGCUGAUUGAGACACGCGGAAACCACUAACUAACUCCACUGAAGUCCACUCCACACUCCGCGUUGCUAGCAACUUGUGAGGGCUCCACGGCACACAAGCUGCUGGCUGGCGGCUCCUGGCUGGGCUGCACUUGGAGGAACACGCCGGUGGACGCCGAUGGCUGCCAGGGAGGCGCCGGUGGCUUCGAAUGGGACACAUAUCUCCUACAUGGGCCAUGAUUGUCAGGACGUCCCAGACUUCCUUGGGGACGCGUACGGCCAGUUUGCGAGGAGGUUGGACUUGAGCUUCAACCAGCUCAGGUCCUUGGCGGGCCUCCGGAUGUUCACCCAGCUGGAAGAGCUGGUCGUCGACAACAAUCUGCUGGGGAAUGACCUCCGCUUGCCGAGGUUGCCCAACCUGCACACCUUCACGCUCAACAAGAACAAACUGACGGAUAUUGAAGCCCUGCUGGAACACUUGGCUGACGUGACCCCGUCGCUGGAGUACCUCAGCCUGCUGGGGAACGAGGCCUGCCCCAACCAGCUGGUCAGCCUGGAUAAAGACGAGGACGACUACCAGAGAUACAGGUAUUUUGUUCUGCACAAGUUGCCCAGGCUGAAGUUCUUGGACACCAGGAAGGUCACCCGGAAGGAAGCCAUGGAGGCUGGAGUCAGAGGAGAAUUCAUGAAGGUGGUCAAGCCCAAGUCCGGCACCACGUCCAAAGAAGCCGGCUUUGAGAACCAGCCUCUGCCCUACACGCCUCUACCCCGAGGAUCCAGAGACGCUAAGAACCAUAAAGGCGUCUUCGCCAAGUGCCGCUACGUCUACUACGGCAAACAUUCCGAAGGCAACAGAUUCAUCCAGAACGACCAGCUCUGAUGUCGCAGGAAGGAGAGGGACGGAAAGCCGCAUGACAUUAUUAUUUAUUGACACUUGCCGGCGAUGUUGCAGUCCAAUCAGUAUAUUUGCUGUUGACUCUGUCUUCUGCAAGACACUCCCUGAGCAUCACACACACACACAAACACACACA